UCCUUUCAGUUCCUUCACUCUUUUCUUUGCAAAAUAAAAAGCAUCGUAUCAUUCGUUCAUUCCAUCUUUCGUCGUUCCUUUUGAACCCGGCAUCACCAUGAAGACUUCCGUGUUUCUCUCCCUCUCGGCGCUGAGCGCCGUUGCCGUCUCCCAGGCGACUCUCUACGGCCAGUGUGGCGGGCAAGGCUGGACCGGCCCGACCACCUGCGUCUCCGGCGCCCGCUGCGUCUCCUACAACGACUGGUACAGCCAGUGCGUCACCGGCGCCGACGAGGAUGUACCCGUGGAGGAGGAAGAGGAGCCUCCCGUGAGUGGCAACGACGACGACGACGACGACAACAACAGCGGGGGUGACUGUGAUGUUGGCGCGACGCCCUCGGCGCCCCAGAUCUCCACCGUCGAGCCCACCGCCGUUCCCUCCUCGACCCCCGUCGCCGAGGCCCCCGCCACCACCUCCGCGGCCGAGACCGAGCCCGUCGUCUCCGAGACCGCUGCCGCCACCGCGACUUCGUCUGCUGCCGAGGAGGAGGAGGACCCCGUCCCCACCUCCGCGCCGGCCACCACCCUCGUCACCGCCACACAGGGCCCCACAACCGUCAUCGCCGUUCCCUCCGGCGUGACCAAGACCCUGCCGCAGUCCUCCGGCGCCGUCGCCACGGACGAGCCCAUUGCCGUCACCGGCGACUUCGACGGUGGUAUGAAGCUCUACGACCGAUCCCCCGCAGUUUGCAAGGACCAGUCCGAGACCGGUGAGAAGGACGCCAUGUUCGUUCUCGAGGACGGCGCCACCCUCUCCAACGUCAUCAUCGGCCCCGGCCAGGCCGAGGGCGUCCACUGCAAGGGCACCUGCACCCUGAUCAACGUCUGGCACUCGGACGUCUGCGAAGACGCCAUCACCCUCAAACAGGACUCCGGCAGCUCGACCAUCAUCGGCGGCGGCGCCUUCAAGGCCUCGGACAAGGUCGUCCAGUUCAACGGCCGCGGCACCGUCACGAUCCGCGACUUCUACGUCGAGGACUACGGCAAGCUCGUGCGCAACUGCGGCAACUGCAAGCAGAACGGCGGGCCCCGCAACGUCAUCAUCGAGAACGUCGUCGCCGUCGACGGCGGUGUGCUGUGCGGCAUCAACACCAACUACGGCGACACGUGCACCGUCAAGGACACGUGCCAGAACGCCGGCAAGACCUGCGACCGCUACGAGGGCAACGACUCGGGCGCCGAGCCGAAGAAGAUCGGCUCCGGCCCCGACGCCGAGUUCUGCUCCGUCUCGGGCCUGUCCGAGACCUGCUAGGUUUUCCAGUCUGCCCCGGUCGCCAUCUUCUUAAGGGUAUAGUGUGAGGACAUCGGUGAGCCUUCCAGGCCUAGACGGCCGCGGAAGGCAUGCGAUGAUGGUGGUUCUUCGUGUAUACUUUUACGUGUGUAUAUCUUUCUACUGAAUUCUUGAAUCAGUAACCGCGGGGACUUACCCCUGGGUUUCCAUACGGCAUGUCUUCUCGUCAAUUCAAUUGUGAAAUCGGGAAACCUCUAUCUGGUUCACGACAUGUUCAUCGUAGGGAGAAAGUCGGGCAUCUGUGUGAUGUGGAAUGUGAG
Colletotrichum destructivum is the source of this 1590-nucleotide messenger RNA. Its product is annotated as Putative Cellulose-binding domain, fungal, pectate lyase PlyH/PlyE, pectin lyase/virulence factor. The transcript has 3 exons. Gene Ontology annotation, molecular function: cellulose binding; pectate lyase activity. Lineage: Eukaryota; Fungi; Ascomycota; Sordariomycetes; Glomerellales; Glomerellaceae. The record is from RefSeq and is a predicted model, not a curated record. The coding region runs from base 98 to 1291 and encodes 397 amino acids. Gene Ontology annotation, cellular component: extracellular region. Gene Ontology annotation, biological process: pectin catabolic process.